AUGGAUCCUAUUAAAUUGCGUUUUUAUGUUGAGCGAUAUGAAAAAGAAAGUCGUACAUUGAAGCUACAAGAAAAAUUUGUUCUUACAGAUCAAAUAAAAUCUUUGACUGGAAAAUUUUAUGCACGUCACGAUGCUGUUUCUUUAUUUGACAUUCCAGAGGAAUAUAUUAAAUUUAUUGAGAGGCGUACAGCUUUGAAACCAAAAGAUAUUUAUAAAUUUAGGCCUCCUUCAGUUAAUAUGGAAUAUGGAUGGUUUAUAAAACCAUUGAUACCAAGAUCAGAUGAUCCAAGAUUACAUUUUGCUAAAAAAGGAUGUGAUUUUAUUAAGAAAGAGUUAUAUCAACGACAUCUUCAGAAAGGUCUACCAGUAGAAAGAUUUACUGGUGUCCCAUUCAAGACAUGAUACUUUUAUAUACAUACAAAUAUAUAUAUAUAUAUAUAUACCUCCACAAAACUUAAAAAUAAAAUUUUGUCUUUGUUUAUAAGAACAUUGCUAAUUCGUAUUUUUGUAUAUGUGAUUAAUUCACAUUUCAUAUAAAUCUUAUCUUGAUAUAAAUUUUAUAACUACGUCAAA
Molecule: messenger RNA, 573 nt
Organism: Vespa crabro (European hornet)
Lineage: Eukaryota; Metazoa; Arthropoda; Insecta; Hymenoptera; Vespidae
Exons: 2
Coding region: 1-402 (133 amino acids)
Source: RefSeq, a predicted model, not a curated record